This is a messenger RNA of Octodon degus (degu), 3328 nucleotides long. RefSeq names its product fibroblast growth factor 10 (gene Fgf10). Gene Ontology annotation, cellular component: cytoplasm. The transcript is spliced from 3 exons. Bases 111 to 788 code for a protein of 225 amino acids. The record is from RefSeq and is a predicted model, not a curated record. Gene Ontology annotation, biological process: positive regulation of canonical Wnt signaling pathway; positive chemotaxis; positive regulation of epithelial cell proliferation. Gene Ontology annotation, molecular function: chemoattractant activity; type 2 fibroblast growth factor receptor binding; growth factor activity. NCBI's taxonomy places the organism in Eukaryota, Metazoa, Chordata, Mammalia, Rodentia, Octodontidae.
GCCGAGCAGCGGUCAGCACCGCCGGCCGGCGCCGCGCCGGGCCCCGGGUCGCGCCCUUCCAGCAUGUGCCUGCUGAGGAGCCCGAUCCCCGCGCGCAGCGUGUCAGGACAAUGUGGCAAUGGAGACUGGCACCCUGCGCCUCCGCCUCGCCCCACCUGCCCGGCUGCUGCUGCUGCUUCCUGCUGCUGAUGCUGGUGUCCUCCGUCCCCGUCACCUGCCGCGCCCUCGGCCCGGCCGCGGUGUCGCCGGAGGCCGCCAACGCCUCCUCCUCCUCCUCCGCCUCGUCCUCCUCCUCCUCCUCCUCCUCGUCGUCCUCCUCCUCCUCCUCCUUCUCCCCCCAUGCCAGCGCGGGGCGGCACGUGCGGAGCUACAACCACCUCCAGGGCGACGUGCGCUGGCGGAAGCUGUUCUCCUUCACCAAGUACUUUCUGCGGAUCGAGAGGAACGGCAAGGUCGGCGGCACGAAGAAGGAGAACUGCCCGUACAGUAUCCUGGAGAUAACGUCGGUGGAGAUCGGAGUUGUUGCUGUCAAAGCCAUUAACAGCAAUUAUUACUUAGCCAUGAACAAGAAGGGGAAACUCUACGGCUCGAAGGAGUUUAACAAUGACUGCAAGCUGAAGGAGAGGAUAGAGGAGAAUGGCUACAACACCUAUGCGUCCUUUCACUGGCAGCACAAUGGCCGGCAGAUGUACGUUGCGCUGAAUGGCAAGGGAGCUCCCAGAAGGGGACAGAAGACACGCCGGAAAAACACAUCGGCCCACUUCCUUCCGAUGGUGGUGCACUCCUAGGAGGCAGCGUGUGGACGCCGGCACCGGAGGCUGUUUGCCAGAGUAACGACAGGAACAAGGCGCACUGGACGUGCCUGCUUGCUUCAAAGAAAGGAAGCCUUCAGGAGAUUUUGUACUCGCUGCUGACCUCCGAUGCUCCUUCACCAGCUCUGUGUCACGUGUUGUAACCACGACACAGGCAGAUCACGUGGGACGAAGGUGUUCCCGAGAGAGCGACGUGGCUGGGCUCUUUGGUUGAGUCUUUGAUUUUGAACCUCAGAGAGAACUCAAAGGACAUGAAACGAUCUGUUGAAUGAUCUUCGGGAAAGUUAUUUAUGGAACACGAACUCAUACCAAAAACUUCGGUUGCUCAUUCAAGCCUAAUGACUCAGCGAGCAGCAGGACACGCAGGCAUUUACUGGAAAGCACUUGGGUCGGGCGUCUGCGCAGCCACAGGCGCGCUCAGCGUGGGACGUGGAGAAUCGGGCGGGAGCUACAGCUAUACACGUGUUAGUGUGAAACUGCUCUAACAAUACAAAUAGUAUGAUAUGCUUGUGCAUUCUGCCUUCAUCCUUUUCUAUUUCUUCCUAAGUUAUUUAUUUAAUAGGGUGUUAAAUAUCUUUUGGGGUUGUAAAGAGCACUGUCAGCAGCUGCCCUCUGAUAGAUGUUCUCUUUCUUGAGCACACUACACGCAUGUUCAUGACAAAGUGUUUUUGAAACCUGGCAAACACUUCGAAACUAGGAGAGGAGACUGGGGAGGCAGUCUGAGUGCCCAUGUUCUGUCCGCUGACGUGUUUGCACUUCUGCAGUGAGAACAUCGGGAAUGAAAACGGCAGCGCUCUUGCUCAAGUGAGAGAUGUCUGCGGUCAUUUAGAAACGUGUGUUACUCCUGAAGCUUCCUUUCCUGUGAAAUAGACCAGAAAGUCAAAUUCUUCUCUUUGAAUACCAAUUCACUUCCAAGCAUAUAUUAAACGAAGGAAAAUUACUCGUGAAGUACAUUUUAGUAGCCUACCCUCAUUAUUUACUAAUCACGUCUUGCCCUGUGUCACAGUGGUGAGUGAGGGAACGCUGUCUUCGUAUAAUACGAGAACCCUUUGUGGGUCCCACGUAAAGUAUCUCCCCUAAAGAAACCAAAUUGGACAUGAAGUGCAACUCUCCCAGGACCUAGAGCAAGUAUAUCCUGGUGUAUGUGUAGCAUGUCCAAACUGUAUGAUCUAAUCUUCUCAAAACCAAAUAAGCCUUAUUUUCUAUAAAUUUAAAGAGCUUUAGAGUGUUCUGGGAUGUAACUAUUUCAAAUUUCAUUUUGUUAGAGCAGGUAUAGAAAACAGUGCAUAAGAACUUAAGUUUACCAGUCACCAACACAUUGUAAUCCAUAAAUACAUGCAUAAGUCUUAUUUGCAGUGUCUGUAGUGAUAUAAAAAUGUAGAAAAAUAUUAUUUGUUCUAAAUACAUUAAGUAAUAAGACUAUAUUGAUGCUGCAGUUUUAUCUUCAUAGUUCUUGUUUUGAAAAAGUGUUUAUUUUUCUUGUUUGGACAACAGUAUUUUGGUAUAAGGAAAAGACUCACCAAUUAAGUCUAAACUCUGGAAAGGCUGGUGUUUUCCGACUCUCUUAGAACUCAUUUGUGCUGCUGCCUAAGCAGCACUUCCAGUUGAUUUUUAAGUUAUUUAAAAAUUAGUUUUAUUAAGACAUCUUCCCAUAAAGCAAUCCCGUAAAGGUCACAUUUCAUGAUUCCUUUAAAAAUUGGGCUCUUCAAAAGAAAUACAUGUGAGGCACGGUUGUUUGGCUUAUGGCUAAAUUUGAGUUUCAUAAUACUUUGCUUUCAACUUGCUUUUUGACAAAUAGGUUUCUAAAAGUGUUUGAUUUUCUGUGGUUGGAAUCUGUACCUUAAAUUUUAAUUGGUAACUGAAUCUGAGAAGUAUAAUGUAACGCAUUCCUUUGAAAGUGAGAUAUCUUUUUUCUUUUAUUUUAAUGUAAUAAUUGUACCUGACACAUGAAAAUGGACCACCCACAACCAAAAUUAAAUGUUUGCUGAGACAAAUAUGGUAUUAGAUGACCACAGUAACAGCAAAGAGGGCACCCCUGGGCUCUUGUUUCACAUAGCCACUUAGGUCACCAGCAAGACUGCGUGUAAACAGUCGCCAUUGCAGUGCUCCAGACUCGACUGCUUCCAGCAAAACGAAUCUGAGCUCGCAGAACCCGGAGGUGGGAGGCGCCUCACCCCUCCUCCCCUGCCCUCCUCAGCGCGUGUACCAGUAGGGGUAAAGACAGAAAGAGUUUGUAAGGAGCAGUAAAGUUAUUCUGCAUUGAAAAAAGGCAUUUUGGCUCGCUAAUGAUACAGAAUUCUGGUCCCUUUUGCAACUACUGAAGGAAAAGAAGUUCAAUUUCUGAAUGUUGUAGAUUUAAAAAAAUUAGAGAUUUCGGGGCUUCUGCCUCUGUGGCCCACGGAGUUCCGAAGCAUCAGUGCUGGCUCUGAGGGGAAGCCUCCUGAAGCCAGAGCCGCCGCCGCCUCCUACCUCCCAAAGGCUGAACAGUGUAUAGUAUGUUACGUGUAAAUGAAAAC